UUGCAAUUUAAACUGGCAACGUUGUUGUUAAUGGCGGUCGAUAUUAGUGUGCGAGUAUAAACAUCAUCGUUUGUAACUUUUAUAAUCUCUAAAAUGACACUUUUUCAUUUCGGUAAUUGUGUAGCGUUAGCGUAUGUACCGUACUUUAUGACUUACAAGUUCUCUGGGCUGUCUGAAUAUGGAGCAUUCUGGAAGUGUAUGCAAGCUGGAGCAAUGUAUCUCUGUACUCAAUUAGUGAAAAUGCUUGUAUUGGCUACUUUUUUUCCUGCUAAUGACUCUUCUGCUAAUCUGCCUGGAAUUGAAGUUAUUGGGACUUCAUUAAAACUGGACAUGGAAUUUUUGAAAUCCACGGUGGAUCUGGCAGAUGUGAUUGGAUUGCACCUGGUGAUGACAAAGGUGGCCGGAAAAGGCGAGACCAAAUUUUUGGUGGCCGGUCUGGGUUGGGCCACGGCGGAACUGAUCAUGACGAGAUUUGUUCCCCUCUGGGUUGGCGCCAGGGGCGUAGAAUUUGACUGGAAGUAUCUGCAGAUGAGUUUCGAUUCCAACAUUAGUUUGGUUCAUCACAUUACAACUGCAACUCUAGUCUGGCUGUGGAGUAGACACGAUUUACGAAAGACUCAUUUGCCAAUAGUUAUGAUGCUUUUGGCUUUGGGAUGUUAUAGGCAUCUUAUAAUGGAAUUAUUCAUUCAAGCUCUGGGAUUUGGUCCUUGGACGGUAUUGCUCAUCAAAGCCAUGGCCACGGUUGUAAUAGGUUUAGUGGCAAUGCACAUUUACCUAAGUCUAACGCAGAGUCUCAAUUCGUACUGAUUAAGUCUGUAUUGUAUCUAUAAAGUGUUUCGUAAUAAACAAUCUUUUGUUUUUGAA
Molecule: messenger RNA, 864 nt
Organism: Centruroides sculpturatus (bark scorpion)
Lineage: Eukaryota; Metazoa; Arthropoda; Arachnida; Scorpiones; Buthidae
Product: transmembrane protein 147-like
Exons: 6
Coding region: 94-807 (237 amino acids)
Source: RefSeq, a predicted model, not a curated record